Molecule: messenger RNA, 1789 nt
Organism: Rubroshorea leprosula
Lineage: Eukaryota; Viridiplantae; Streptophyta; Magnoliopsida; Malvales; Dipterocarpaceae
Source: the annotation of a GenBank genome assembly
AUCUUUUUUUUUUCAAGUUUACUUUUUAAGAUUCAAACAUAAUUAUAAUAAUUAUAAUAAAUAAGUUGAAUUAAAACUUCAAUUUUAAAAUAUGCCUCCAUAUUUAAAUGGAGGAUUGUGAGAUGUGUGCAUACUUUUUUUCAUUCCUAACUCAAUCUUCAAACUCCAAUCUUGAACUUUGAUUUUUGUGCAAAUAUAUUUUAGGUGACUUAUUUUACCUUAUAAUUUAGAGGAGCAAUGGAGAUUCCUUUUCUUUUAUAUUUUUCAUUUAUUUUGAAAAAAAAUAUUAAGUGGUAGUUAACACCAUCGGAAACGAGCACGAGGAGCUUGAGGAUUUGGAUCUUGGGCAAUUCGAUCUACUUUUGCAAAUCUACAAAGCCACUACCUUAAGUAAGCUCCCCUUGUUUCCCUUUCUCUUCUUUUUGAUUGAAGAUUUUCUAAAGAUUUUUGAUUCAUUAUUAUUAUUUCUUCUUCUACUUCCUCAUGUCAGAUCUCUGCAGAUUGUUGUUUUUAACUUCUUGUUCCUAUUUUUAGAUAAUAAGCUUCAUGGUGUAAGAUUUAAGUUUGUUUUUGCCUAGUAAGUUGUACUUACAUUAUAAUUUGUAAGUGAUGGAGGCCUUCCCUAACCUCAGAGAUCUGCAUUUUACUUAUUGGAUUUUGCAUUGACUGUUGACUCUAGUAAGCUUUCCCAUUUGAAAAUACCUAGAAACCGAAAAUCAUUUUUCUCUCUACUUGAAGUAUUUCCAGCUUUCCUCCAUCUCCCCAUUGCCCUUUCUUUAGCAUCUGAAAUGAGCUUGCCUCUCGAAGUUUCUCGACUCCCAGUCUGUAUCUUCCUUGUUUAUUUGCUUUGUAUGAAGGCACGCCUCUGCCAUGCAAAAUGACAAAGGAAAAAUUACCUUGUACAACAUGUUCUUUUAAAGAUCUGGAUGCUGCCACCAUUUAUGAGUGUGUGAUUGUUAACAUGUCACUUAAAACUUCUUUGUGGUGUGAAUGUGACAUCAAAUGUAGGUUAGGUCCUGCCUCUAACUCCCCCAUUCCCCUUCUCGCCUCAUUUUUUCAUUUUCCAUUCUUUUUGUACUGUUACUUCUGUUUUGUUUUUGGAUAAUGCUACGUUUACCCUCCUCCAUUACACACACCCACCCUUCGUUACUUUGUCGUUAACACUCAAACGCACUCGGACAUCUCCAAUCAUUCCCCUGUUUUCUCAAAUGGUCCAUCACUGCCAUGAUGCUUUCCCAUUUCUCCUAGGUCGCUGGAUAGCAGGAUAUCUGAGGAAGAAGAUUGUGUAAGAGCAAGAGCAGAGACAGAGCAAUCAUCAAUUGAAACAAUGGAGAGAGAAGCAUCAAAUUUGUAAAAAUUUUAACAAAAAUUUAUAAAAAUUCAUUAUCUUCUUCCCUUUUCCUUCUUACUCUUCUUUUUGUUUUUCUCUCUUUAUCUAGGUUCUCUGAGAACCCAAACUGGGGUUCUCUUGAAGAAUUCGACUUGGGUUCUCUGUCAACAAAUCAAGGAAAGGGGAAGGGAAGGAAGAAGAGGGGAGGAGAGGGAAAGAAGAAGAAAAAGAAAGGAGGAGGAGGGAAAAGAAGGAAGAAGGUUAGAAAUCAAAGAAUCAAUGCUUGGUGAAGAGGAGAGACGUUUUUUGAGCUCAAGAGGCUGGUGAUUCUCAUGAUUUCUUUAUAUUUUUCUAGUUCAUCAUCCAGGGGGAUUCUGAUGGCUUUGAUCAACAAGGAGGAUGGUGAACAGUAAAAAGGAGAAAGGAAAGGAGAGGGAGAAAAAAAGGGCUGGGUUGGGU